UUGUACCUAUUUAAUAGAAUGGCUGUCGAAAAUAUUGAAAAUAUACCUAAUCUAAAUUUGUUUUCGUUUCAGUAAAAUUUCUUCUUUUAAGUGAAGUAAAAUUUAAGUUCGUUAUAUUUUUAUUUUUUGAAUAAAAAAUUAGAUUGAAAUAGAAAAUGUCCGUACAUAUUGCUAAUACCGUUAGUCAAAAUGGCGAACAGUUUAUACCUGCGUCUCAAAGGCCAGAUGGUACAUGGAGAAAAGCAAGGAGAGUUAAAGAUGGUUAUGUACCCCAAGAAGAAAUUCCAUUAUAUGAAAGUAAAGGCAAACAAUUUAAUAGUAAAAAAGCAAAUUCAGUUAUUUUGGCUUCUGGUAAAAUCACCGAAAGGUCUAUACCUGGACUAUACAUAUUGCAGACGAAUACGAAAAAAAAGCAAAUGAAGAAAACAAGUGAGAUAUUAAUAAAUUUCAAUAGCAGAGUUAAGCUAUAUUUUCUAUACAUACAGGCUGCUGAUUAUGUACAGGGACGUACGGUAAAGACAUCUGGUGUUAAAGAAGAGAUUUUGGAACAUGUUGAAGAAGAUCCAACAACAGGUACGAAACGCCUAGGUUUAGAAUUAGGAGUAU
This is a messenger RNA of Anoplophora glabripennis (Asian longhorned beetle), 606 nucleotides long. It is a transcript of the gene Pym, whose product is annotated as partner of Y14 and mago-like. Gene Ontology annotation, cellular component: exon-exon junction complex; cytoplasm. Lineage: Eukaryota; Metazoa; Arthropoda; Insecta; Coleoptera; Cerambycidae. The annotation marks the transcript as partial. Gene Ontology annotation, biological process: exon-exon junction complex disassembly. The transcript is spliced from 3 exons. The record is from RefSeq and is a predicted model, not a curated record. Gene Ontology annotation, molecular function: RNA binding.